Messenger RNA from Theileria annulata, 642 nucleotides. RefSeq lists its product as uncharacterized. The transcript has a single exon. The record is from RefSeq and is a predicted model, not a curated record. Bases 1 to 642 code for a protein of 213 amino acids. Lineage: Eukaryota; Apicomplexa; Aconoidasida; Piroplasmida; Theileriidae.
AUGGUCUCACCAUUACUGAUUGUCUUUGUCGUUUGGGCACUCGCUUAUGGCCACUAUCAUGAUACUCAAAAAGAUGUAGUUACUUAUCAUAAUAGUACUAAGAAUGCUAAGGCUCCUCCUAAGGUUACUUAUCCUGAGGAUCUUGAACCUGCUAAUCUUACUGCUAAUAAUAUCACUAAAAUCACCGUAACUGACAACAAGGGCAAGGCAAUUGCUACUUAUAAUCAGGAUAAGGGUACUGCUACUGCUGAUACUGCUCAUGCUCUUUCUAUUAAAAUUAAGGAUACUGUUGGGGGUGAGGAUGGUCGUGAGACUACUGAUACUACUACUGCUUAUUUUAAGAAGGGUCCUACUAAUCCUGAUGGUGCUCCUAAUACUAUUACUCUUACAACUACUGAUGGUAAGACUAUUACUAUUACUGGUAAACCUAUAACUGCCACUGUUCCUUAUGGUCAUAUAUUUACUGAAAAGUUUGAUACUAAUGCAGUUCAUCCACAUAUAGUCUCUCCUACACUUAUGUUAGUUGUUGGUAUGGGACAUCUCAUAGUCACCAUAUUUCCACCAGUCAUAAUCGCUUUCCUCAGAUUAAAAGGAAAUGUUUGGUCACCUCAACAUAACUUACGAGGCUCUUGGGGGAUAUAG